AUACGACAGAUUCUAGAGCACUGCCUUAGCAAUAUGCUUGUCUUGCAUGUUGUUCUAUCGCUUGGCCAUACUGUUCACCUCGCAUUUUUGUUGCGUCAAUCAAGAAUCUGAAAUGUGUUUGCUAACUUUUCUGCGGGUGUGUGGUAAUGUGAACUAUAUUUAAAUGUUUACCCAUGUGCAUCGAUAAUAAAUAGCCACCAUGAAUCCACUGCUAAUGCUGUUCCUUCGCAUGGGACUGAAGGAAAAGCGGCGGCACUUGGUACGAAACUGUGUCAAUAGUCUUUUGCCAAUUUUGUGCACAGUGUUAAUCGUAGCUGUACCGACCGGCAAAAGAUCCUCCGUUGGAACCAAAAGCUCGGGAAAUGACCUUAUUCUUCAGGAUGAUUUGGCCGACUACUUUCCCGGUGAGCUGAUCAACAAAAUCUACUACACCCCGCGAACGGAGCAGACCGAAACUCUCAUGGAAGCCGUCCGCCAACGGCUGUUCAUUGCGGAUGAACGAGUUGUGCCUUGCGAUAGUGAUACCGAGAUGGAGUUUACACUGCUCGGCGACCCGUACCUUGGUUUUGGCGUGAGCUUUCAGAACCUUUCCCAGCACGGCGGUGGUCCACUGCAGUACGUCAUACGAACGAAAAACAACAACUUUCGCACGCAAAUGGUUUACUCGCGAGAUGUGCUGUCCGCUUAUCAGAAGCGCGAUAACGAGUACGUCGAGAGCGGGUUUCUAGCGCUUCAGAAUGCGGUCGAACAAUCAUACGUGGACAUGGCGUACCGGCAAAAGCACGCAAGUCAACAAGACGAACACGCGCCACGACUCGCGCUGGCAUUCGGGCAUGUUCCCGUGGACGAUAGCAGAGGGCCACAGGAACCGACCAAGAUCUUGGACGCUACCAUAGCUAUGAUGGUGACGAUGGUAGCCUCCAGCACGUACAUUCUGCUGCUCGUGAUCGUUGAAGAUCGGGCGAAUGGAAUGAAUGAGUUUUUAAAAAUAGCCACCUUACAAAGCUACUGGAAGGAGGUGGCCCUGUUUCUGAUCAACUUUGUCCAGCUAAGUGCGGUGCUGUACGUGUGCUACGCCAUAGCGUUUGCCCAUGGAACGUGGGAUGCGAACGCGGCACAGGUGGUCUAUCUGUACCUGUUGGGUACGUUUUUUGUGGCUAAUUUGGUUACUUUUAACUUCUUUCUUAGCACUACGCUCGAAACAUCCGCCAUUGCGACGGCCGUGGUACCGGUGGUCGUUUUUGGACCGCUGAUAAUGGCCCACUUUAGCUCGGGGUUGAUGUGGCUGUGCAUUAUUUUUCCCGCCAACGGCCUGUACUAUGGAGGAACGAUAUUUCACUCGUUCAAAUCGUCCGGUCACCUGUUCGGCGCCGGUGAUAUAGCAGCGACCGACUAUCCCGGGGUGCCCCCGGUUAGCCUGUUGUGGGUAUACUGCUUUCAGCUGAUCGGUACGUUGGUUUGGUCCGUGCUGUGGUAUUACGUUUCAAACGUUUUCCCCGGCCGGUACGGUACACCCAAGCCGAAGGGGUUCUUCCUGCCGGCACAGUGCGGAUGGUCACUCAAACUCGGGCACGGGUCUAGCAGUAGAAACCAAAUCACAGCGGAAAGUCUGAACAAUUCCGCACAAAACUCGAACAUUGUCGAUUUAGAGCUCGAGGAUCAGGGACCAGAGCCGAACAAAGCGCCCGGUGCUGACACGCAGCAGGUCGUGCGCAUCGCCAACCUGACCAAAGUGUUUCACAGCCGCAAGAGUGGGGCAAAGGUGGUGGUAAAGAAUUUCGGCCUUUCCAUCUACUCCAACAGCAUCACCGUGCUGCUCGGGCACAAUGGGGCGGGCAAGACGACGACGAUGAACAUUAUUACCGGCAUGGUACCGCGCACGUCCGGCACGAUCGUUGUCGACGGUGAGCACGAUGCUAACCGGUACCGGCAUAAGAUUGGCUUUUGUCCCCAGCACGAUGUGUUUUUCUCGUACCUAAGUUGUUUGGAGCAUUUAGUGUUUUUCGGCUGCUUGAGAGGGCUCGGUAGGGUGGAAGCGGAAAAGGAGGCCAAGCUCGUGCUGGAAAAAGUACAUCUGCUUGAUAAAAGCGAUGCGCUUGUCCACACGCUGUCCGGUGGGAUGAAGCGACGGCUUAGCCUUGCGAUCGCCCUCGUCGGUGCCACGAAGCUGCUCAUCCUGGACGAGCCGACGUCCGGACUGGAUCCCGAAUCGCGUCGCGACAUUUGGGACAUUCUGCUGAACCUGCGCCAAAACCAUACGGUCCUGCUGACGACCCACUUUAUGGAGGAGGCGGACGUGCUGGGCGACUGGGUAGCGAUCAUGGAGGAGGGCGAACUGGUAGCGUUCGGGUCGCCCCUUUUCCUGAAGCAACAGUAUGGCAAAGGCUACACGCUGAAGCUACUAAAGGGCGCGACAUUCGACAAGCGGGAAACGUGGCAACGCAUACAGCAACUCAUACCGAACGCAACUGUGCGCGAUACGGUUCAGGAAAUAUUUGCUGCCACGCUGCCGUACGAUGAGAUUCGCAAGUACGCACCGCUGCUAAAGGAGCUGGAGGCGACCCAACAGGAACUUGGCAUCGAAACGAUCGAUAUGGCCAACGCAACGUUGGAGGAAGUGUUUCUGAAUUCCAGCAACCGCCGAAAAGAGCUCCAACAUCAUCCCGAGAGUGUCGACUUUGUGGACAGUCCGACGAGUCCCGCGGCAGAAAAUUUAAUAGAAAUCGAAGUAGCACUCCAUCCCUCCAAACUAACGUUCCCGGAGGCAAGGAAUACGUUCAUGGCAAUAUGGCGCAAAAAGUGGAUCCACAUUAAAUGCAACACGCACGUGUACGGUUGGCUGGCUGUGCUGCCUCCGCUAGUGACGGUACUUUGCUUCACGCUUACGUCCGGAAUUACUGACGCAGCGAAAGCGCUCCCAGCGGUAACGCUAACGGCGGACUCCAUCUAUCAGGCAUUCGGGGUGCUAGUAGUGAACCGCGGUGAUCGCGGCGACGAGUUUUGGGAUCGGGAAGCCAUCCAAUCGGACCUCGACCGACAUCCAGUGAAUGGCGUACGGAUGAUGCUGCUGGAAAACUACGCACUGGUGGAUGCGCUUCAGGAACUGAUCGAUAAAGACUACACCACGUAUCGCGACCGGCUGGUGGUUGGAAUCGAAUGUAACGUUACAGCCGACGGUGUCCAUGUGGCGGUACUGUACAACAACAAUCUCUUACACAGUGCCGGCAUUGCCGAAACGGUGACCACGACCGUGCUGCUGCGCUACUACGCAGGAGAAGCAGACGCGAUGGUCCACACGCGAAACAUUCCUUCGACGCGCAAGCAGCUAAUCGACAUUAAGACGCCUUACUAUUUCACGGAGCUGAUCGCGAUCGCGUUCUACUUCUACGUGCUGAUGUAUCUGCAAGUGCCGUUGCAAGAGCAUUUGAGCGGCUUCCGGCAGCUGCAAAACAUUAACCGAUAUCUUUACUGGGCCAGCACGUACGCAUUCGAUCUGACGAUACAUUUGGCCGAGUGUUUGGUAGUGCUCGCGCUGGUACUCCUGUUGGAUCGUACCGAUGCGUUCACUGAAUCGUCCGAGCGAGAGAUAUUCUGGACGUUGGUGGUGUACGGCGUGAUCGCCCUGCCGGUCAUCUAUAUCAUCAGCCAGUGUGUGGAUAACGCCAACACGGCAAUUACAAUCAUGAGCUAUCUAAUGAUUGUUGGAGUUGGAGGAGUCUUCUUGCUUUCUAACGGGUACGAUGAUAUAAAAAAUAACAGUGGCUGGAUUACGGUGUUGCAUGUCGUGCCCGAAUUCGGCCUGAAACACUCGCUCCGAGUGGUGUACGAAAAUCAAAAAUUGAUUUUAUACGAGCGCCUAUCCGCAGAGCAGAACAGGGCCCAUUCGGACGGCCACGCAUUUGCCAACCCGCGCAUCCGGCCAACGUUGUUUUACAUUAUAUCACCGGUACUUUUAACGCUACAGAUGCUUAUCCUGAACCAGGUGGUGGAAAACAUUUACACGCGCGAAAAGAUGAAGACGAGUAGCGAAGCCGCGAGCCAAAGUGUGCGCAAAGUGUAUCGGCAGGUUAGCAGAACGAUGUCGAGAGCGAAAGACCGAUCGCCUAGCUCGGGAAGGAGCAAGUCCACGGAUGGAUUUGACCAAACAGACCUCGCGACAGUGAACGCGGACGAUGUGACGCAGGAAACGGAGUUGGUCAGGAGCUUGGUGGACGGAGAAGGUUCGGUAACGGACGCCGGUAAGAAGUACGCUAUCGUGGUGCAAGAAUUGCAGAAAAUUUACACCAACUACGAGGCGGUGAAAUCGGUCAGCUUUGCCGUGAAGCAGGGCGAGUGCUUCGGACUGCUCGGCAUGAAUGGGGCCGGCAAGACGACCGUUUUCCAAAUGCUGUCGCGCAAUCUACCCUUGACGGGUGGGAAAAUUUAUCUCCAGCAAUGCGAAGUGCAGGCCGCGGACGCGCUUCAGUAUCGCAGGCAGUACGGCUACUGUCCGCAGUUCGAUGUGCUGCUCGAUUUUAUGACCGUGUACGAGGUGAUCGAUUACUUUGCACAAAUUAAAGGGAUAGAGGCACGGGACAAGCAUAUCAUGAGCUGGCUGGUAAAGUUGGACAUCGUGGAGUACCGGGAUCACGCGUUGCGUGAUUGUUCUGGUGGUACGAAACGUAAGGUCAACACGAUACUGGCAUUGCUCGGGGGCCCGUCGGUGGUUCUGCUGGACGAACCGACCACCGGUGUCGAUCCAAAGUCGCGCCGCUUCCUGUGGAAAACAAUCAAAACGAUACAGCGUAAACAUCAAACCAUCCUGCUCACCUCGCACAGCAUGGACGAAUGCGAAGAGCUGUGCAAUCGGUUGUCGAUCAUGGUUGGCGGGCGGCUCCGUUGCGUAGGAACCAUACCAGAGCUGAAGAAACGGCAUGGGCAUGGGUACAAUCUGUGGAUUAAGCUGAAUGUUUCCCUAGCGGACGGUGGCAAUAAUACCGAGCAGGAGAUUCGUCAGACGGUAACAGAGCGCUUCAAUGCAUCGCUGCAGGAAGGCCAUCAGGGAUUGUUGAAAUUCAUCGUAAGUCGUUCUCUCGCACUCUCCGAGCUGUUUGAGCAAGCCUUUGCGCUGAAAGAGGAAUUUGGGGAUUACAUCUCGUACUACUCGAUUACUGAAACAUCGUUGGAGGACAUUUUUCUUAAUUUUCGUCCCAAAAGUAGACAAACAUAACGAUGGUUUUAGUUGGUUCCAAUGUGAUACGCUUUGGUUAAGGCAGGGCACGUGCCGCGAGGAUGAUUUGCGCUUAGCAAGCAUCAUCGCGGUACGUGCCCUGCCAUUUCCGCUUCGAACCAAAGUGUCUGGAGGACCAGGUGGUGAUGGUUCUCAGAGUCAAGUUGGCAUGGACUUUAAUGAUGCCCAAAUGAUACGGUUAAAUAUGUUUGCAAUAAUUCGCAUGAUCGGUGCACUGUAAAUCGUGGACCAGUAAUUUUAAGAACCAUUCAUCCAUUUUGUAUGGGUUUGCUGGAUCCUUAUACACUCUGGGAAGAACGGAAAUCCAAAAGUAUUACAAAACCAAAGAUCAUCAUUCUCAUCAUCCCUUUGCGAGGCAUUCCUUCAUUGCAGCUUUACGAUAAAAUGCGAGCAAUGGAAAAUAAAACGAACAUAAUUCAUUUUCAAA
This is a messenger RNA of Anopheles gambiae (African malaria mosquito), 5657 nucleotides long. It is a transcript of the gene Eato, whose product is annotated as phospholipid-transporting ATPase ABCA3. Gene Ontology annotation, cellular component: membrane; intracellular membrane-bounded organelle. Gene Ontology annotation, molecular function: ABC-type transporter activity; lipid carrier activity; ATP binding. The transcript has 7 exons. The record is from RefSeq and is a predicted model, not a curated record. The coding region runs from base 200 to 5209 and encodes 1669 amino acids. NCBI's taxonomy places the organism in Eukaryota, Metazoa, Arthropoda, Insecta, Diptera, Culicidae. Gene Ontology annotation, biological process: lipid transport; transmembrane transport.